Molecule: messenger RNA, 1872 nt
Organism: Nematostella vectensis (starlet sea anemone)
Lineage: Eukaryota; Metazoa; Cnidaria; Anthozoa; Actiniaria; Edwardsiidae
Product: transcription termination factor 3, mitochondrial
Exons: 2
Coding region: 31-1059 (342 amino acids)
Biological process (GO): regulation of DNA-templated transcription; mitochondrial ribosome assembly
Cellular component (GO): mitochondrion
Molecular function (GO): double-stranded DNA binding
Source: RefSeq, a predicted model, not a curated record
AAUGGUCUACCUGUGGUUGAUGAUUCCAAAAUGGCUGCCUUGAUCAAGAGAGUUCGACGAACUAUCCUACUUUGCAGGGAUCUUUUUCAACCAUUUCAACAACGUGAAAUCGUAUUAUCAAGAGUGGGUAACGGAUUGUGUAAUUAUCGCUUUUUAGCGGGCCGAGCAAAUCAAACAACAAACGGGGAGCAAAUAUUAAGUGCUCUACACGUGGAAGUAUUGAGUAAAACUCCAAACGCUUUUAACGAGAAACGCAACAUCUCCGUAGAACACUACCUUUCUGAUAUAGGAGUAUCGCUUGAAAAAGUCAACAAACAAUUGGACAUAAGCAGGUUGAGUUUAGAUAGAGUAAAGGGAAAGGUUGGAAUUCUCCAAGGGAUUGGUCUGAAUAAGGAGGUUGGGUCCGUGAUCUCUGCCAGACCAUCUAUUCUUGUCAUAAAGGAUGAAGUGAUAUACAGUCGCGUGAAGGCUAUGCGGGAUGUUGGAAUCAAACCGGACGCUUUAAUGUAUGUUGUUAGAAAGUCUCCUGGAAUACUAACAGCGAGAACAGAGGAAACGCUUAUCGAGAAGGUGAAGUUUUUACAAGGACUUGCUGUAAAACCCAAACUUGGCCGGGAGGAAGUAUUACACCUGUUAACAAAAUGCCCAGAUAUCAUUGCCUCCUGUUCAAUUGCAUCCUUACAUGACAAAAUCAACUUCAUGGAAAAAGUACUCAGAUUCAACCAUCAUCAGCUUAGAAACAUACUCUUGAAACAACCAAGAGUUCUCACGUUUAGUAAAGAAGGGAUGAAAGCAAAGUAUAGAUACUGUUAUGAAGAGAUGAAUGCCAGUUGUAAUAGCAUUGCAAGGUGUCCAAGAUUGUUUCAGUGCUCACUUAAAAGAAUAAAGGAGCGGCAUUUGUUCCUGAGACAUGUCGGAAGGCUGAAAGAGGACAUGAUUGUGGAUGAUUAUGGGUUGGGUGUUAUUCUGUCGCCAAAUGAAAAGAUUUUUGCUGAGAAGAUUGCCCUCAGUAGUUUAGAGGAGUUUAAUGAUUUCCGACACUCACUUUCAUCAGUCUAGAAUAUGCAUUUGAAUCUAUAAAACUAUUGUUGUUUAAAUAAUAGUUUGGUUGGUUCUUUUAAAGCAGGUUUCUUUAGGGUGCUAAGAACUAUAAACCGAAGUAGUAAAAUCCUUUUAGUGUAAAAGUUUUUUUUACAAUGUGGCAUGCUACCAUGGCAACAUUGGCAAAGUAUGGUAGGCCAAUCAGGAUGCAAGAAAUAUGCUGACAUCUACACACAGGCAGCCCAAGUACAUUAUAAGCUUUGUAAGAGGGUUUCUGAUAAACUUGCGAAAUUGCUUGAAAAACAAACACUUUAUUUCAUCUCUUUCAUCAUACAGUAAAAAUUUUCUCAUAAUGUACUUGGGUUGCCUGUGACAUCUAUGUCAUUAGCCAAUCAGGAUGCAAGAAAUGUGCUGACAUCUAUGUCAUUAGCCAAUCAGGAUGCAGGAAAUAUGCUGACAUCUAUGUCAUUUUAGCCAAUCAGAAUUCGAGAAAUAUGCUGACAUCUAUGUCAUUGGUCAACCAGUGUGGCGAAGAAAUGCUAUCAGAAAUUCUAUAGCUAUUAAAAACAUAUUAGAACUGUAAGUUUUGUAUAUGAUAACAUUAAGUCAUAUUAGAGCCAAGUACCCUUAAAAUGCUUUGACGUCAGUCUGCACCAGUUUAUCAUUUUCUUUGGGGAAAUUUUGAAAUUCUGAAUUUGAAGAUAGUAUUUGUAACAACAAUAUUCCAGAUUUCCCACAGUUUAGUUGGUCAUAAAGUAGGAAGUGCAACUUUUUAUCAAUUAUUUAUUUAAUGUAACACAUUGAUUAUAAAUAAACCCUUUCCUAAAUUAA